Messenger RNA from Saccostrea cuccullata (small rock oyster), 1626 nucleotides. RefSeq lists its product as uncharacterized. NCBI's taxonomy places the organism in Eukaryota, Metazoa, Mollusca, Bivalvia, Ostreida, Ostreidae. The transcript has 3 exons. Gene Ontology annotation, molecular function: translation repressor activity; protein binding; ubiquitin protein ligase activity. Gene Ontology annotation, biological process: proteasome-mediated ubiquitin-dependent protein catabolic process; negative regulation of translation; protein polyubiquitination. The coding region runs from base 1 to 1626 and encodes 541 amino acids. The record is from RefSeq and is a predicted model, not a curated record.
AUGACACUCUAUCGCACCGAUCAGGACUCACCACUCCUCAGCUUCAAUCAGUUUCCAACACCUGAUAAUCUCAAUCAGUACCCAACAACCUACCCUUUUAAUCCGUCUCAACACCCAUACCCUUUCAAUUCGUUUCCACCAUCGACCAAUCGCAGUCCGCAUUCUCAAUUCUACAACACCAAUCAGUGUUUACAACUCAGGGCAGUUAAAACAAAAUCGGGAAACUGUCCAACAAACAUAACAGUGUCAAGAACUGGAGAUCUUAUUUACAGUGACUACGAGGAUGGAACUGUGAACAUUUUGAACAAUGAAAUGACAAAAAUAGAGGAGGUGAUCAGUCUACAGAACUGGAAACCUCAAGGUGUCUGUAGCAUUUCUUCUGGUGAACUCCUGAUUACUAUGGAAAGAGACGACAAGACAGAAUCAAAAGUUGUCAGAUACUCUGGGUUCACAGAGAAACAAUCCAUUCAAUUUGAUAAUGAAGGUAAUCCCCUCUACUCAUCUGGUGGUUUUCUUAAAUCCAUAUGUGAAAACAGGAACCUUGAUAUCUGUGUGGCUGAUUGUGGAGCUAGAGCAGUAGUAGUGGUCAAUCAAGGCGGGAAACUGAGAUUUAAAUAUUAUGGACAAGCUCCCGCUCCAUGUAGCAAACCACUCAAUCCAAAAGGAAUAACUACAGACAGUCAGGGCCACAUCAUUGUCAGUGACAAUGAAAAUAACUUUGUCCACAUCAUAGACGAGGAUGGACAGUUCCUAGAGUCUCAAAAUUCGGAAAUGAACCCUUGCACAAGUUCCCAGGAUGUGAUACGUUGUGACGUCUGUACUACUGAUGUGGUACAGAUGCACUGUGAUCCAUGUCACGUUAAUCUCUGUGAAAUACAAGAGGGAAGCAUUUUAAAACUGUUCGGAAGUUUAGCAGCACCUUGUUUCAAAACAGAGAAGAAUGGCUACCGAAUGAAAACCACACAAGGAUCACGCGAGGAUGAAUCCGUGCAAGUUAUCCCAAAUAACUCAUCAGAAGAAAGUUCCUUUUCUGAUUCCUCUCCAAUUUCCCUAAAAGCGCAAAAAACUGAACGCCUUUUCCCCAACAAUCAGCAUUUACCAGCAAUUGAAUCUCUUCUUUCAACUGAGGAGAGGUCACCAGAAGUUCGAUAUCGACCUCCAGUCCCUAGGAAACCCAAACUAAAACCAUCAGAAUCUGGUUCCCCUCCUCCAGUCCCUUUGAAAUCAGCAGACUGCGGUGCAGUCAGUCAAGAAACAGUUGAAAAUAGACAUCCUUAUUUAGACAAAAAACUGCGUAAUGAACCAGAGAUUAUCAACACAGAAAUCAAAUGUGUUAAGAAUAUGAUAAAUAUUGCGUGUUUGGGCGAUGAAAAGAUAUGGCUAUGUAAAGGUGAAGCUAUCAUGGAACUGUAUAUGGUCAAUAAAGAUUCUUCACUUGAGUCAAUCACAACCAAGUCGGAAGACAUACCAACAGACCUAGCGGUGACAAAAAGUGGAAAUCUCAUUUAUACUGAUAAGGGGGAUGGGACCGUUAACAUUGUGAUAAAAGGAAAAACUCAAGAGUUGAUCAGAUUACGAACUGGAGACCUAUUGGCAUAUGUAGCACAUCUGAUGAUGAUCUACUGA